AUGGCGAACCCCAAAGAUACGAACGAGCCGUUCUACGUGCGCUACUAUUCGGGCCAUUCUGGAAGAUUUGGGCAUGAAUUCUUAGAAUUCGACUUCAGAGUGAUCGGUGAUGGUCGCAGUGCGACUGCGCGAUAUGCCAACAACUCCAACUACCGCAACGACUCGCUCAUCCGCAAAGAGAUGUGUGUCAGCUCCCUCCUCAUCUCUGAGAUCAAGCGCAUCAUAAAGGACAGUGAAAUUAUGAAGGAGGACGAUUCACGGUGGCCACAAAAGAACAAGGAUGGCCGACAAGAGCUCGAGAUUAGGCUCGGCAACGAGCACAUCCAGUUCGAGACUGCAAAGAUCGGCUCUCUUGGAGAUGUAACGGACUCGGCUGAUCCUGAAGGCCUCCGAGUGUUUUACUACCUGGUCCAGGAUCUCAAAGCCUUGGUGUUCUCGUUGAUAUCGCUUCACUUCAAGAUCAAACCUAUCUGA
This is a messenger RNA of Cladophialophora yegresii CBS 114405, 474 nucleotides long. Its product is annotated as protein mago nashi. The transcript is spliced from 6 exons. The coding region runs from base 1 to 474 and encodes 157 amino acids. Gene Ontology annotation, biological process: RNA splicing. Lineage: Eukaryota; Fungi; Ascomycota; Eurotiomycetes; Chaetothyriales; Herpotrichiellaceae. The record is from RefSeq and is a predicted model, not a curated record. Gene Ontology annotation, cellular component: exon-exon junction complex; nucleus.